AUGGUUUCAUACGUUAGAGGUCCAGCUUACAAAGCUCUUUCACAUUUCGGUAAAUUAAACCCACCAUUAGUAAGAGCAUACAUUCCAGACUUGGUCUUGUGGGGUGUCGCUGCCGGUGCUGGUGUUGCUACAUUCACUGAAGGAUGGCCAUUGUUUCAACAAACUUUUUAUGACAAGAUUCCAUACUUUGGCCAACACUGGAUCCACAACCCUGAUCCAGAAGAUGUUCCAGUUUAA
Molecule: messenger RNA, 237 nt
Organism: Lodderomyces theae
Lineage: Eukaryota; Fungi; Ascomycota; Pichiomycetes; Serinales; Debaryomycetaceae
Product: ubiquinol--cytochrome-c reductase subunit 10
Exons: 2
Coding region: 1-237 (78 amino acids)
Biological process (GO): mitochondrial electron transport, ubiquinol to cytochrome c
Source: RefSeq, a predicted model, not a curated record